GUGUGCUAGACAAUGGCUUCAUUCGAUAAUGAUUGACGGGGUCGGAGUAAUUAAAGAAAACAACAUCUGUUUAAUGCAUUAACGAUGUGUGAACAUCGUCAAGUUAGUUAUUAAUCAAAUAGGUUAUGUUGUAAAUUUUUGACGAAUUUUGCAAACACUUUGUAGGCAUAUCCGCGACAGAAUAAGUUAGUGCAAAGAGGGGGGAUAUUGUUCUUACUUUCAUCUGCAAUGACUGCCGCAACCGCCCUACAACGCCCGACAUCAGCCUAAACAUCAGCCUAAACUUAGAAAAUGUCGCGCAGUCGACUAUGCUUGAGGCAUCCGAGGAUCCUGCUUUGCUUCCACGGUUCGACAUUUCGCACGAUUUCGGAUUUUCCGACGUGUCUGCGUCAGAAGACAUAGCGCUCACCCGAACGUCCGAGUUCGAGCCUUUUGAUUUGACAAGAGCCGAAAUGCAACCGCCCGUUGUGAUCGACGAACGUAAUCUUACAGAGCCAGCUGUAUCCGACAGUGUACUAACUCAGCCCGAAACCAUAAAAUACACCGUUGUAGACGCAGGAACCAAAAGAGGCAAACCAAAGCUAGUAUCCUCCGAUGGAUAUUCAUUCACGUUUAAGAAACAGACAAAGAAGCAAGCUGUGUGGCGAUGCAGCGUGAGACGGAAAGCGUUCAUGUGUACCGCGUCGGUCACGCAAGAGGGUGACAUAUUUCAAGCGAAAGGGACGCACACUCACGCUGCUGACCCUUCGAUGCGGAAGAAAGUGGAAUUGAAACGUAAUUUGAAGACAGCGGCCGUGGCUGAUGUGUUCGCGGCCUCCAGUAGAUUGGUUGAUGACCAUAUAAAAGUUUUCGAGGCCACAUAUUUUAACCUGCCCAAGCCGCAGACAUUGACGAGGAUCCUCAACCGUGCCCGAGAAAAGCAUCGGCCAACAGAUCCAUCAUCACUUGACUUUGAGGUGGACACAGACUUCAUCGGAGAUGGUUUUCUACGCGGUGAUGUGCGUGUAGACGGGGAACGUCACCUCAUCUUCGCCAGCGACGAUCAGCUGAGCAGACUCCAGCAGUCAAACCGCCAGUUCGUCGACGGCACGUUCCAUGUCGUCCGGAAGCCUUUUUAUCAGCUUUAUCCGUGCACGCAUUCCUACGACACGAGGAUUGUCUGAAGCAGAUGCCUUUAUUCUUCGUGUUGAUGUCACGCAGAAGGAAGGUAGACUACCUCGCCGUCUUCCGGCACAUUUUGGGUUUGUGGCGGGAAGAACCACAAGUCCAAGGAUUCGUAAUGGACUCUGAGAUAGCAUUGUGGCAGGCGCUACGCGAAAUCUUCCCCGCAGCCCAGAUGAAAGGCUGCGUUUUUCACUGGAACCAGACUGUGCUGCGAUGCAUCAACGAAGUGAGCCUGAAGACUACGUAUGAGAGACGGGAGGCC
Messenger RNA from Dreissena polymorpha, 1426 nucleotides. RefSeq lists its product as uncharacterized. Bases 309 to 1163 code for a protein of 284 amino acids. The record is from RefSeq and is a predicted model, not a curated record. The transcript has 7 exons. NCBI's taxonomy places the organism in Eukaryota, Metazoa, Mollusca, Bivalvia, Myida, Dreissenidae.